Cucumis sativus (cucumber) is the source of this 6837-nucleotide messenger RNA. RefSeq names its product protein JINGUBANG. Gene Ontology annotation, molecular function: protein binding. Bases 5394 to 6545 code for a protein of 383 amino acids. The record is from RefSeq and is a predicted model, not a curated record. Lineage: Eukaryota; Viridiplantae; Streptophyta; Magnoliopsida; Cucurbitales; Cucurbitaceae. The transcript is spliced from 2 exons.
GUUGCGAAAAACAAUUAUUUUGAAUUUUUGGUACGAAAGAGAAAAUUUCCCGGUUGUUUCUUCUUCUUCCUCUUCAUUUCCAUGUGGAGUGUUUCAUUAUCGACUACAGAUCGAGUAAAAUUUGAAGUAAAUUUUCACCAAUUUCCAUCUUGUGAGAUGAAAAAUCUGACAUGAAAUCGAAGGAUUUGAUGUAAAUUUUGAUUAAAGGUUGCUGACUACAUUGCCACUGUCAUGUAUGGGACCAACAUUCAGAAUUUGGAUAGGGAUUCCAAGCUGUAACCAAUUGGGCAUUGUCUGGUAAUCAAAUCUGAACUAAAAACCCCAUUAUUUCCAUAUCGCAUUUAAAAGAAAAAUUCAGAUCAUCUCAUCAUUUAUAUUUUAUCAGCAUUUUGUUAUCUUGGAAAACAUUUCUUUAGCUUUAUUUAUUCAUAUUACUGAAAAAAUUAUAAUAACGUCCAUCCUGUUAGCAAAUGGCUGAUGUCUGCAAUUUUUGUCAGUUGGAUACAUUUAGUCAAAAACUUGUUAGCAAAUUGGGGAUUUAGUGUUGAAUUAGGGUUUUUUUAGUGCAAUUAGGUCUGUAAGCUUGUUGUUGGUGGGAUUGUGGCCAAUAUCGAUGAUGUGAGGUUUUUUUCUUACUAUCCUCCCACUAUUUUUCAGGGUCUAGUGGUAAUCACUACAUACUUUUGCUUUGCAAAGUGUAUGAAUAGUUCUAUGCCACUCACACUGUGAUAGAGCUUCAAUUUUAGUUUUAAACUUUCAAACUGUUUAGUUUGUCAAACAGUUCUUUGUUUUCUUUCUUCUAGAAUAUUUUUUUACAAGCACAGUGAUUAUAUAACUGGUGAAGGUUAGUGUUCUUGUUUAGAUUCAAACUACUAUUCACAAAUCCUUUAUUUUAGGAUACCUAAACCAUAUGUUAUGGAUGCCAUUACAACCUCACAUGAAUUAACAGUCGAGAAGAUCUUAGGUAUAUAAGCAAGGAAAUUAACCCCAUUGGUAUGAUGCCUUUUAGCUAGAGUUCAAAAGCAAAAAUAUACAAGCCCAAUUCCAAGAUGAACAAUAUCAUACCUUUACAAAAAUGUGGGGACUCAUUAUCUUUAUACGUAUUCAAAUAUAUAAUCAGGAAAUUAUUGGAUAUACGUAUAUUUAUUAUGUGAGAGUUAGAUGCUUAGAUAUAUGCAACCAAGAAGAUAAAACGGUUGACUAUUUUGGUUAUGUAUCAUGAAAGUAUUAUAUAAAGGAUUUUAUGAGUCUGUGAAAUUAGUUGAAAGGGAAAAUGAGCUAAAAAGUAUGGAAAAGGAAUUUAAAAGAGCAGAUAUGGUGGUAUGUCAAUAUCCUAGAUAUUUCCUUGUCGUACUUUCACGUAAUUUCCUAGGUUUAAAGAUGCAUUCCUGAAAGGAUCACAUUACCUAUAUAUAUAUGUUCAAAUCUAUUCAUGAUGGAUCUUUUUGAAAAGAUGCGGAAGAAACAUUUGAUAAAAUGUCAAUAAUUGAUCCAACAAACACCAUAUAUCUUAUUUGAACAGUCUAGAUCUUUAAAAUUGAUUUAAUAUAUAUGUAUAUAUUUUAGUUAAUCCCUUUCUUUUGCCGGUGAAAAUUUCUAAUAUUAUAGAUCUGUAUCUGAAUUCUUGCCGUACUUUAAAAGUUUGCAGUGCAACUGUUAGGUGAGAAAAACUGAACCCUUGAUCAAAGUUGAUGUAAUCUAGGAUUUGUUUACGAGUACAUAGUAUAUUUUGGUAGCUGUAGUUCUUUUAAAUAUGCAUUUUUUCAUCGUAGUGAAGUUUUCUUCUCUACUUGUUACUUUUCCCGUAAGAAUUUUCUAGUAUAGUAUAUAUUAUUUGCAAUUUCCCUGUUUUAUCUUUGUCGAAUAUUAAUUUUCAACAGUGAAUUCCAAUUGUUUACCACGGAGAUCGAUGAGAAUUUAGGGACUUUUGAACAUUGAUUUCCAGCUUCUUCUUCUUCUUUUUUUUUUUUUUUUAAUUUUUUUAAAUGAGGUUUCUAAUCAUCCAUAGACUGUAGAGCGUUCAAUAAAGAAAGCAAGAACAAAACACGCCUAGGCUUGACCUGCUGACCCCAAGGACAUGAGCUAAACUAUUUGAAAAGUAUGACCAUUGUGCUAGUCUGUGUAAUACUAUAGCAAUAACCACCCUUGCCCGAAAUAUUGAGCAACAAGGAGUAAGGACUAAGGACCGUGCAAUCCUCGAUGGAGCUUAUUUAUGAUUUCGUAUCGAAGUUGGUAAACAAACAAAUAGGUGUUCAACGGACAACAAAGAUUAAUCUGGUUCGUGAAAUACUUUUCUUUUGUGAUCAAUAAUUCUGACUUUAAUGAAAGUGAGAGAGCAUACUACAGCUUCUCAAACGUCGUAGUCAAUCACUGAAAUGAAAGUCGAGAAGAACGGAAGGGGAGGGGUGAAACAACCUAACUUUUGGAACAUACUACAAUCUCAAGUCACAAUCUUUUCUUUCAUUUAAGUUUAGUAUAUUGGAUGGAAAGAAAGUUGAAACUAGUAAAAAGACUAGUAAUUCAUAACACAAUGUAGAGAAGGAAACUAGAGUGGGUUAAAAGUCUCGUGAUCUUUUGAGUAUCAAGAUGACCGAUAAACUAACUACAACAACUUUACUAAGUUAACGACAAAAUGAGUACAAUCUCAAAAGAGGGAAGCCAAACAAAUGUUAGUUGGGAUGUCUUAACAUCUCAUUAAGAACGUACAAACAUCCUUUUUCAGCUAUAUCUGUUCUCUUCUAGCUCCCUUAGCUUAGACUACUAGAUUUUAAACUUACCAUAAAGAAGGAUUCACAUUCUCUUUUAUAUUUUUCUUAUUAGUAAUCCUUCGGGACGAGGAAUGAUUUUGUCCUAAGAAUCUAUAAGAUCUAGAGAUGUAAUUUAACCUUUAAUUGAACUUUCUUCCUAGUUUUGUCACAGCAUGGUCCAGUAAUAAAAACCAGUUCUCCUACUUAUAAACAAAAACCUUAACCUAAUAUUGACCUAGAGCAUAGGAAAUGAAGACAAAACCUAUCUACAAAAUGAAAACCUUGAAAAGAAGCAUUAAUGUUAGGCACUCAAGAAGGGGAAGAAAUCAAGAGGAGCCAAGCAAAAAGAUAGAUUACUCUAGGAGAAAAGAGGAGCCAAACACUUGGCAGAAAAUGAAGGGUUCAAACUCAAAGAAAAGAAUGGGAGUGUCCUUUUGCAGACACACAGAGAGGAGGUGUUCAAAAAAGGAUCUUCGUACCAAAUACAUCUAACAAAUUUCCCAUUCAGUGGAGCACUUAAGGGAGCAGCUGAAAAAGGCCAAAAUGCAAUCUCUUGGAAAGUUACAAGCCUUGACCCAUGUGCUUUCCUCUAUUUCCAUCCUCUGCUGUUCUAUUAUUUAUCUCUUUUCUUCCUUUUUGUGGAAAACUAUUACCACUAUCUCUCAAAAUUAUAUCGAACUUUUUACCAUGUUCCUCUUUUUUUAACUUUUCCUCUCACCUUUUUGCCUAAUGUUACUAACUUUACCAUCCUCUUUUGCCCUAUAUUGGAGUAGGAUGGAUGUUUCCUUUAUUGGGUCACUGAGAAAGUUUUAAACUUGAAGGCUCAAAAAGGAUAUUUCUUUUCCCUAACAAGAAUCUCUAAUCAUUUUUUUUGGAACAAAUUGCAAAUACCACCUUCGAAGUAUGAUGGUAGUUGCAAUCACACUCAAGUUUUUUAUUGUACAAAUCGAUCCCCAAACUUCUACAAGUGUUAAAAUUAGAUCCUCAAACUUACAAAACUGAUAGAAUGGUAUGGUCAUCUCUUAUUUCAUGAAUUAGUCGAUAUUAUUGAACUAGAGUCAAGAUUUCUAGGAUUAAGUUCAUUAUGCCCGUCUAGAAAAUAAGGAAAAGAAAAAACUAAAUUAAGAUUAAAAUACCAUUCUAUCAGUUUUCUUAGACCAAGUCCAAAUUUUCAAAUCACAAAUACUAAUGAUAUUCUUUCCCCCUGAAUUUUUUUUUCAUGUUAUUCUUGUUCAAUUGUAUGUCAUCAACUACAAAAUUUCAUCCCUAGAUACGAAGGUUUAACUUUUCAGUGAACAAAUCAACAAAGAAAUUUACAUAUUUACUUUCAGUAACAAAAGAAAAAAAAAAUACAGUGACUUAUACCUUCGAGAUUGCCCUAACUCUAUGUUGAAUUCACCAAUUCUUUUAUGAAUUCAACAGAUCUUUUCAAAUCUUGGGAGAAACUAGCUUCUCUAAAUGAAAAGGAACAUGAUUUCAAAGGACCAUAAUGGAAUAAAGGGGGGUAAUGAAGGAAUAUGUUUUUUAUUUUUAAAAAUAAGGCAAAAUUAGGGGAACUUCCAGGGGAGGAGCGGACAUUUUUUGAGAGAAAAGAAAGUUUUAAAUAAUCUCAAUGAUUUCACAAAUACUUGCAUUUUAGCCUUUUAGGGCUGGCAACUUAUAAAGAUAUGUUCCAAAAAAGCAUAUGCCACAUAUGUACAUUAAUUUAGACUAUACCCUAUGGGUUUUUUCUUCUUUUAAUAAUAUUAUUAUCAAUUUUACUUUAGUGGGUGGCCAAGUAAAGAAUCAUCCCCAAAUCCUACCAGAAAUGACAUCAAAACAUUGUGUGAAAGAGAAAUAUCUCUUUCAGGUCCAAACCUUUUCUUUCUCCUUCAUUUCCUCUCCAAAUUUUUUUAUUGGAUGUGGAAUAUUAAUGCCUCUUUGCAAACCAAAUAUUACCAGUGUAAAGAGAAAACCACCCCAAAUAAAUAAAUAAUUCUUUAAAAAAAACCCAAUCAAAUAUAGAUCCUGAUUUACAUUGAGUUGUCUUCCACUUUUAAGGAGAAAACAAAAACAGAAAAGAACAAAAGAUAGAGCCACUUAAUCUGAGAUUAAAGACCAAAAUUUUCCUAGGAUAAGUCUUGAUUAAUUGUAUUUAUAAUUUUAAGUAAAUAGUGCGUUGUCCGUUUUCUGGAAGCUGAUUGUUGGUUCGUUCAUGGAGAGGGGCCCGAGCAAGCCGUCACUGUCAAUUAGAACCAAAAACAAAACCCCAUUAGUUUGUUUUCUCAGCCAAAAUGGAUUAAACCCAUCUUAGAUUUCAUGUUUUUUAUUCAAUAUUUGGUCGUCCAUCAGUUGGUAGAGAGAUAUAAUAUCUGAAUGGGAUGAGGUCAAAUUUGAAGAUGGUGAGUCUGUAUUAUGUAACAGUGAAAAAGCAAGUUCUGCUGUAGCUUCUAUGCAUGGCGGAUAGAAAUAAAAUCUAGAAAUAGAAGUCAAUUAAAGGCUGUUUAGAACCAUUUCCUACGUUUUACGUUCUCCAAAAUUAUACAGAGAAAGAACCAAAGUGGGCCAUUUCUUGUCUCUCCCACUUUUUGCCAACAGAAAGAAAAAAAUUCAUCUAUAAAAAGUUCCCCUAAGUCAUCAUCGGUCUUGAACAAUCACUGCUUCCAAAUGGGAAUUAUGGAAUACCAUCAAACUUUUCAUAAUUCUGAUACAUAUUUUGAUCAAUCUUACUCUUCUUCUUCAUUUUCUACUUCUUCGUCUUCUUCAUGUCAAACUACUUUCAAAGGCCAUUCUUCUUACAUCUCUUCUCUAACUCUCGCCGGAAAGUUUCUCUACUCGGGUUCCUCCGACAGAGAAAUCCGAUCAUGGAGACGAAACUUAUCGCAAAAUUGUGAAGAAAAUCAGGAAGAAUUCCAAAACAAUAUGGUUACAGCCGGACAUGGUGCAGUCAAAUCCCUUGUGGUUUCUUCUGACAAACUUUACAGUGCUCAUCAAGACCAUAAAAUUCGUGUCUGGAAAAUCUUUAAUGAUUUCGAUCACCAUCAAAAGUACACUCGCUUAGCUACUCUCCCGACGCUCGGCGAUCGGACGGCCAAGCUUUUGACUCCCAAUAAUCAGGUCCAAAUCCGACGGCACAAGAAAUGCACAUGGGUUCAUCAUGUUGAUACGGUUUCAGCUCUUGCUCUGUCAAACGAUGAGUCACUUCUCUAUUCCGUCUCGUGGGAUCGGACCCUCAAAAUCUGGCGAACUUCCGAUUUCAAAUGCCUGGAAUCCGUCGCCGGAGCUCACGAUGACGCAAUAAACGCCGUCGCGCUCGCCGGAGACGGUGACGUAUACACUGGAUCAACGGACAAGAGGAUUAAAGUGUGGAGGAAAAACCCAGAUGGGAAAAGACAUUUUUUGGUCCAAACACUUGAAAAACACAGCUCGGGAAUUAAUGCCUUGGCUCUCACCGAAGAUGGGUCGGUUUUAUUUUCCGGCGCCUGUGACAGAUCGGUUUUGGUUUGGGAGAAGGAGGAAGGAGGUGGGCUAAUGGAGUUGGUAGGUGUGUUGAGAGGCCAUUCGAAGGCGAUAUUGUGUUUGGCUGUGGUGUUGAAUUUUGUCUGUAGUGGUUCGGCGGACAAAACGAUAAGAAUUUGGAAGAAGGCUGUGGCCGGAAAUUAUGUGUGUUUGAGGGUUUUGGAAGGGCAUAACGGUCCGGUCAAGUGUUUGGCGGCGGCGGUUGAUCGGUUCAACCCAAACGACAGUUCGUUUAUGGUUUAUAGUGGUAGUUUGGACUGUGAUAUUAAGGCUUGGCAGAUUUCUGUUCCUCUUGCUUAGAUUCACAACUUUUUUUUUUUGGUUGAGGGAUUUGUGUAUAUAUUAUUAAAGAGUUUAGUUGGAUUUCAGUUUCCUUUGGUGUUUUUUAGAAACAGUCGCUUGAUGUGCAAGUGAGUGAUCCUUAUGCCAAAUUGGAGGAGGUUUGCCUUUGGAUCAUCUAAUAUGAAGAUGAUUAGUUAUUAGUUUGUGUGGUAUAGAAAGAAUAGUAAUAUUAUAAAUUAUGGUUGGACAAGAAAGUGAGUGUACGUCAAAAUGAACAUAACUUAAUUGACAUUUGAAUGUCUUCGUACAA